Sebastes umbrosus (honeycomb rockfish) is the source of this 10730-nucleotide messenger RNA. RefSeq names its product myosin, heavy chain 14, non-muscle (gene myh14). Gene Ontology annotation, molecular function: cytoskeletal motor activity; actin filament binding; ATP binding. The record is from RefSeq and is a predicted model, not a curated record. The transcript is spliced from 46 exons. Bases 438 to 6629 code for a protein of 2063 amino acids. Gene Ontology annotation, cellular component: myosin complex. NCBI's taxonomy places the organism in Eukaryota, Metazoa, Chordata, Actinopteri, Perciformes, Sebastidae.
UUCUGUAACCGUCGACGCCAUUCGUCGCCGCACCCGAUUCAUGCCAGCUCGGGGGCGGAAAGUUCUCGUCGUAUUCAUGAGGCGGGUCUUUCUGCUCGGUUGUAGAGUUUGAUUGGACUUCUAUCUCUCGGAGUAGUGACCGAGAACUGUCUCCUGUAGUCUGGUUGGUGCGCUAGCAGGAAGUGUCUCUCCCGGAGCUGAAGCCGCCGCCGUGCCCUCACUCUGCUCUCUGUGUUUUAUUCCCAUCGAGGAGUGUUGAGUGCGGCUCCACCGUAGAGAGGAGCGGUGCAAUGAUAAAAAGCCGCAUAUGCGGUAGGCUGCUACACACACCUAUCAGGCAGGAAAAUACCCACCGAACAGCCUCACCCCGGUCCUCCUCGCACCGCAGCCUUAUCCACGACUCACAGCGGAACCUGAAGUGCCAGUAGAACGAAACCAUGUCCAAGCCAACGGGGGGCGGCAGCGGCGUCAACGAUAUCACCCGCAUCCUGACGUCGGGGGCGGUGACGCCGGGGUCUCCCACCUCAAACUCCCCUGUGUUCUCCGCCGCUAGCCAGGCCGACUGGGCGGCUAAGCGGCUGGUGUGGGUGCCGUCAGAGAAGCAUGGCUUUGAGUCGGCCAGUAUUCGGGAGGAACGCGGCGAUGAGGUGGAGGUCGAGCUGACGGACAGUCAGAGGAAGGUGACUCUGUCCAGGGAGGAGGUGCAGCGGAUGAACCCCCCGCGCUUCAGCAAAGUGGAGGACAUGGCCGACCUCACCUGCCUCAACGAAGCCUCGGUGCUGCACAACCUGAGAGAGAGAUACUACUCCGGCUUGAUCUAUACAUAUUCAGGGCUUUUCUGUGUGGUGGUGAACCCUUACAAGAACCUGCCCAUCUACACAGAGUCCAUCGUGGAGAUGUACCGGGGCAAAAAACGCCACGAGAUGCCCCCACACAUCUACGCCAUAUCAGAGGCCGCCUAUCGCAGCAUGCUACAAGACAGAGAAGAUCAGGCAAUCCUCUGCACAGGCGAGUCUGGAGCUGGGAAAACGGAGAACACGAAGAAAGUCAUCCAGUAUUUGGCUCACGUUGCCUCGUCCCAUAAGGGUGCCACUCUGGGUAGGAACAAAGAAGGUGCACAGAUGGACGGCUCCAGGUCCUUAACAAGAGGCAGUACGUUGGGGAACAAGAGUAUGCAAUAUGGCGAGCUGGAGAGACAGCUGCUGCAGGCCAACCCCAUAUUGGAGGCCUUCGGCAACGCAAAGACUGUCAAGAACGACAACUCCUCUAGAUUUGGUAAAUUCAUCCGCAUUAAUUUUGAUGUGGCGGGGUACAUUGUUGGUGCCAACAUCGAGACCUACCUCCUUGAAAAGUCCCGGGCCACCCGUCAGGCCAAAGAUGAGAGGACGUUCCACAUCUUUUACCAGUUGUUGUGUGGCACUUCAGACGAGACAAAAGCGGACCUGCUCUUAGGAACUGCUGAUGAGUACCGCUUCCUCAGUGGAGGCUCCAUCCCCGUUCCUGGUCAGAGCGACUCAGACAACUUCACCCAGACCAUGGACUCCAUGGCUAUAAUGGGCUUCAACGCAGAGGAGUCAUUAUCCAUGCUUAAGGUGAUCUCCGCUGUGCUCCAGUUUGGGAACAUUUCCUUCAUGAAGGAGAAGAACCAGGACCAGGCCUCGAUGCCUGACAACACAUCUGCUCAGAAAGUGUCCCACCUGCUGGGAAUCAACGUGCUGGAGUUCACUCGGGCCAUCCUCACCCCCAGAAUCAAAGUGGGUCGAGAGUACGUGCAGAAGGCACAGACGAAAGAACAGGCUGAUUUUGCUGUGGAGGCCCUGGCGAAGGCCACAUAUGAGCGUUUGUUCAGAUGGCUGGUCCACAGGAUCAACAGAGCUCUGGACCGCCGGCAGAGACAGGGAGCGUCCUUCAUAGGCAUCCUCGAUAUCGCUGGAUUUGAGAUCUUCCAGCUCAACUCCUUCGAGCAGCUGUGUAUCAACUACACCAACGAGAAGCUGCAGCAGCUCUUCAACCACACCAUGUUCAUCCUGGAGCAGGAGGAGUACCAGCGGGAGGGCAUCGAGUGGAACUUCAUCGACUUUGGCCUCGACUUACAGCCCUGCAUCGACCUCAUCGAGAGACCGGCCCACCCGCCUGGCGUUCUGGCCCUGCUGGAUGAAGAGUGCUGGUUUCCGCGGGCGACAGACCGCUCAUUUGUGGAGAAGCUGUCCACUGAGCAGGGCACCCAUCCAAAGUUCUUCAAACCAAAGCAGCCACGCGGGGAAGCCGACUUCUCCAUCAUUCACUAUGCUGGCAAGGUGGACUACAAGGCACAUGACUGGUUAGUGAAGAACAUGGAUCCUCUGAACGACAACGUGGCGUCUCUUCUCCACCAGUCGUCUGAUAAUUUUGUCUCAGAGCUUUGGAAAGAGGAUAUUCAAACUCUUCCUCGUGUGUACUUCUUUGACUCGUAUGCCACAAUGCAGGCUAAUGGCUCCGACAUGGACAGAAUCAUAGGUCUGGACCAGGUGUCGACCGGAGAGAACAGCGGGCCGGUCAAUUUCGGCGCGGCGGGGCUGAAGACAAAGAAGGGAAUGUUCAGGACCGUCGGUCAGCUUUACAAGGAGUCGCUCACAAAGCUGAUGGCCACGCUGAGGAACACCAACCCCAACUUCCUGCGCUGCAUCAUCCCCAACCACGAGAAGAGGGCCGGUAAGCUGUCCCCCAACCUGGUUUUGGACCAGCUGAGGUGUAAUGGAGUCCUGGAGGGGAUCCGUAUCUGCAGACAAGGCUUCCCUAACCGCAUCCCAUUCCAGGAGUUCAGACAGAGAUAUGAGAUCCUGACUCCGAAUGCUAUUCCUCGCACCUUCAUGGAUGGCAAACAGGCAUCAGAACUCAUGAUCAGAGCUUUGGAGCUGGAUCACAACCUGUUCAGAGUGGGUCAGAGUAAAGUCUUCUUCAGAGCUGGAGUCCUGGGUCACCUGGAAGAAGAAAGAGACCUAAAGAUCACCGACACCAUCAUACGCUUCCAGAGCGCCUCCAGAGGCUACCUCGCACGCAAAGCCUUCCUGAAGAAGCAGCAGCAGCUGAGCGCCAUGAGGGUGAUGCAGAGGAACUGUGCUGCUUACCUCAAACUCAGGAACUGGCAGUGGUGGCGGCUGUUCACCAAGGUGAAGCCCCUGCUGCAGGUCACCCGGCAAGACGAGGAGAUCCAGGUACGGGAGGCCGAGCUCACGAAGGCCAAGGACAAUCUCACCCGAGCUGAGAUGGACUACACAGAGCUGGACAGGAAACAUGCCCAGCUGGUAGAGGAGAAGUCAGUGCUGGCCGACCAGCUGCAGGCGGAGGCGGAGCUGUUUGCGGAGGCAGAGGAGAUGAGGGCCAGGUUGGCCAGUCGGAAACAGGAGCUGGAGGAGGUGCUGGGAGAGCUGGAGAGUCGAUUGGAGGAAGAGGAGGAGAGAGGCAGUCAGUUGACCAAUGAGAAGAAGAGGAUGCAGCAGAAUAUUCAGGACCUGGAGGAGCAGUUAGAGGAGGAGGAAAGUGCCCGACAGCGCCUCCUGCUGGAGAAGGUUACCUUGGAGACCAAAGUGAAGAGUCUGGAAACCGACCUGCUGACUGCGGUGGAGCAGAGAGACCGACUCAGCAAGGAGAAGAAACAGUUUGAGGAGCGUCUGAGCGAGGUGACCGAUCAGCUCACUGAGGAAGAGGAGAAAUCCAAAAGUCUGAACAAACUCAAGAACAAACAGGAGGCUGUCAUCGCUGACCUAGAGGAGCGCCUGAAGCGUGAGGAGCAAGGUCGCCUAGAGCAGGAGAAGUGGAGGAGGAGGAUGGAGAACGACUCAGUGGAGGCCCAGGAGCAGCUGUCGGACCUGGGCAUGCUGUCCGGCGAGCUGAGGGGCAGCUUAUCUCAGAAGGAGAAGGAAAUCACCACCCUGCAGGGCCGGUUGGAGGAGGAAGGAGCGCGCCGUGCGGAAGCUCAGAGGGCGCUGAGGGAGGCCAUGUCCCAGGUGUCUGAGCUGAAGGAGGAAGUGGAGAAUGAGCGAGGGAUGAGGGAAAGGGCGGAGAAACAGAGGAGAGACCUGGGGGAGGAGCUGGAGGCUUUGAGAACUGAGCUGGAGGACACUCUGGACACCACAGCUGCGCAGCAGGAGCUAAGGUCUCGUCGGGAGGCGGAGUUAAAUGACCUCCAGCGGUGUGUUGAAGAGGAGACUCGCCGCCACGAGGUCCAGCUAUCAGAGCUCAGAGUCAAACACAGCGCUGCCAUAGACAACCUCCAGGAACAGCUGGACAAUAGCAAGAGAGCACGUCAGUCCCUGGAGAAGACCAAGACAGUGCUGGAGGAGGAGAGGCAGAAUUUGAGUUCCGAGCUCAAGAGCCUCCAAGCGGGCCGCACGGAGAGCGAGAGAGGCCGCAAGAGGGCCGAGGGUCAGCUGCAGGAGCUCGGUGCCCGACUGGCUCAGGCUGACCGAGAGAGGGAGGACAGGGAGGAGCGGGUGCACAAGCUACAGGUUGAGAUUGAGACUCUCUCCGGCAGCGUGUCCUCCUCUGACACCAAAUCCCUUCGUCUCACUAAAGAGGUCAGCGGCCUGGAGAGCCAGCUGCACGAUGCAAAGGAGCUGCUGCAGGAUGAAACUCGUCAAAAGAUGGCUCUGGGCUCGAGGGUGCGAGCGCUGGAGGAGGAGAAGAACGGACUGAUGGAAAGACUUGAGGAGGAGGAGGAGAGAGCCAAAGAGUUGACCCGGCAGAUUCAGACUCAUACCCAGCAGUUGGCAGAGCUUCGUAAGCAGUCAGAGGAGGUGAACACUGCGGUGGAGACCGGAGAAGAGACGCGCAGGAAACUCCAGAGAGAGCUGGACAGUGCCGUCCAGCGGGAGCGUCAGAGGGAGGAGGAGAAGGAAAGGGUGGAGAGGCAGAGGGAGCGACUGAGGGAGGAGAUAGAGGACAUGACCCUCGCCCUGCAGAGAGAGAGACAGAACUGCACGGCCCUGGAGAAGAGGCAGAAGAAGUUUGACCAGUGUCUGGCAGAGGAGAAGGCGGUGAGUGCUCGGCUGGCAGAGGAAAGGGACAGAGCAGAAGCAGACAGCCGAGAGAAGGAGACGAGAUAUCUGGCUCUUUCCAGAGCACUGCAGGAGGCUCAGGACCAAAGGGAAGAGCUAGAGAGGUCCAACAAGCAGCUCCGUCUGGAAAUGGAACAGCUUGUAAACCAGCAGGACGACGUCGGCAAGAGCGUCCAUGAGCUGGAGCGCACUCGCAGGUCUUUAGAAACAGAAGCCCAGAACCUUCGAGUUCAGUCGCAGGAGCUGGAGGAGGAGCUGACGGAAGCGGAGAACUCGAGGCUGAGGCUGGAGGUCACCCUGCAGGCGCUCAAGGCUCAGUUCGAGAGGGAGAUAAGCACCAACGAGGAGAAGGGAGAGGAGAAGAGGAGGGCGCUUAGCAAACAGGUGAGGGAGUUGGAGAUCCAGCUGGAGGAGGAGAGGACUCAGCGGUCUCAGGCCACGUCGUCCAAGAAGCAGUUGGAAGCAGAACUGCAGGAAGCCGAAACCCAGGUGGAGACAGCCAGCCGCGGGAAAGAGGAGGCUGUGAAGCAGCUCCGGAGGCUGCAGGGUCAAAUGAAGGAAGUUCUGCGCGAGCUAGACGAGAGCAGGUUGUCUCGGGAGGAGGUGACCGCACAGUCGAAAGACAGCGAAAAGAAGAUCCAAACUCUGGAGGCAGAAGUCCUGCAGUUCACGGAGGAGCUUUCUGUAUCAGAGAGGCAGAAGAGACAGGCUCAGCAGGAGAGAGACGAGAUGGCCGACGAGAUGGUCAACAGCAGCUCUGGAAAGACCGCAAUGUUUGAAGAGAAGCGCAGGUUGGACGCACGAGUCAGUCAGCUGGAGGAGGAGCUGGAGGAGGAGCAGAGUAACUCUGAACUGCUGGCGGAGAGACAAAGGAAGACGGCUCUACAGAUGGAGACUAUGACCGUGCAGCUGCAGGGAGAGAGGACUUUGGCCCAGAAGGCCGAGGCGGCUCGGGAGCAGCUGGAGAGGCAGAACAAGGAGCUGAAGACCCGAUUGGGAGAGAUGGAGGGAGCAGUGAGGGGAAAGCACCGGCUCAGCGUCGCCGCCCUGGAGGCCAAGAUAGAGUCGAUGGAGGAGCAGCUGGAGCAGGAGAGACAGGAACGAGCCAUCGCCAACAAACUGAUGCGGAAGACGGAGAAGAAACUGAAGGAGGUGAUGAUGCAGGCAGAAGACGAGAGAAGACACGCAGACCAGUACAGAGAACAGCUGGAUAAAUCGAUGGUGCGCCUGAAGCAGCUGAAGAGGCAGCUGGAGGAGGUGGAGGAGGACAACUCUCGCUCCAACGCCCAGAAGAGGAAGCUGCAGAGAGAGAUGGAGGAGCUCACCGACAGCAGCCAGAGCAUGAUGCGAGAGAUCACCUCGCUCCGCGGCCAGCUCAGCCUGCCUGAAUGGAGAGCAGAUCAGCGUGCUCCGUUGCCCCUGGCGAUGCGUGGACGCAGAGCGCUGGUCGACGACCUCUCGUUGGAGAACUCUGACUCGGAGGAGCCCCCAGCCUCGCCCACCCCCUCCUCUGGACUCCCAGGGACCCCGACUCCCUCCUCUGAACACAGCCUGGACCCUCCGCCGCCCUACAGCGUCAACAACACAGAGUGACGCACAACAUAGACUCAGUUACACAGAUAACACACACACACACACACACACACACACACACACACACACACACACACGUCGGCCUCUCACAGCCUCAACUACUCAGGGGUGAAGGAGUGACAUGCACAUAACAACACUGUAGUUUAUGAAAGUAAAUUUAAGAUGAAUACAUCAGGCGCUAUAACUGUAAAACAACCUCACGGAAAAAGUGUAAAAAUGAGAUUUUACAAAGAGGCAACUGGAAUUAAUUUUUAUUUUGUAACAAACUGUGACAUAAAAAAAACGACAUAACAACAAAGACUGGAAAUUUCUACAUUACAUCUCUGUAAUGCACUUCUGAGAAACUAAACUACAUUUCCCAGAGUUCCGAGGGGAAAGUGAAUUAUUAUCAACUAAUUUCAUGAUGCUGUACAAUAAUUAGAGGGCAGAAAAUGUUGUGGUGGUUAAAUCUUUUACAUUAGGAGGUAUUUAAAAGCUAAGCCAUGUUGAACUCUUUGAUGAAGAUUAUACAGUAUAUAUAUAUACAGUAUAUAUACAAUCUGAUUUCAUUAAGGGCUGCUAGAGGGUGAAAAUACUUCUGGAGGGUGUUGAGACAAUCUGUAUAAGCAGUCAACAAGAGAAGUCAAAUACGCACACGGAACAAUGUGAUUUCUGACGUUUUCAUAUGUCAGUUUUAAAAAAACAUUAAAUGAGAGACUUGGAAUAAUCCGGCAAAGAGUGGCGAACAUUUUGGGUGAGGUAGCAGAAGAGAAAUGGCAUUUAGUAACCGAUAUUUAAUUAAACUUUUAUUGUAAAUGGUUGAUCAGAAACCGGGAAGCAUUACACUACGUUCCAUAACAUAUUAUCUAAUUUUCAUAUAAUUUGUCAGAAUUGUAGAGACGCAAACAUUUGACCGUAAAAAAAGCAUUCAAGUUGUAUUAAAUGAUUAAAUCCUUUUUCUGUAGAUUAGAAACAGUACGUUGUUAGACAAAGCAGUAGGUAGUAUUAGAUAGUUUCUUUAACUAAAGUCUUAACAUAUCGCUUCAGAAAUUUGAAUUUGUAUAAUUUAUAUCCAAUGUGAACUUAAGUUAUUGAUCGCUGGUUAUUUUCUGUGCGACUCUUCUCGUCUCGUGGGGAAGCUCGUUAGUCGGAUCAUUUCUGCUCCUGCUGGCGCCGAGCUCGGCAGUUCAGCGUUAUGGCGUCUGGUCUCAGAGGUGAAUUUGCAUGGAAGACCUUUCUGGUGGAUAACUGGUUUGACUGGUUGCUGGUGUAGAAAAGAAAAUGUAUGGGUUGUCUACCGCGGCAACAUAACUAUAAAUAACCUGGAGAACUGUAUUAAUUGAUCUUUUUAUCCAAAGCAGAACAAAUUAUGACUUUUCUUUUUCUUGUUUUAGACUGAUGAACACAUCACGUUUUAUUUUGACGAGCAUCUUGUACAUUGUAAUUUUGAUUUUUACUGAUUAUCUGUGUAAAUUAUUGAUCAAACAAAGCUUUUGUGUUUAACCAAAUGGUGGGCGUAUGGAUGAGAAAAAGGGACUUAAAUAAGUAGUAAACGUAGAGUAGCUGUAGAAUAGAUGAAAGGAGUAGAGGCUGGUGAGCUUUUCUACUUUUACUCAGUAGAAUAAACUCCGUCUCUGCUCCCCGUUCCUGUGUAGAAUAACUGAGCACGAGACUCAAAGCAUUUUCAGAUACUAGUAGUAAUAGAUAAAAAAUGGAGGCAUUGAGGAAUGAAUUUUUAUGAAGCAAACGGCAAGUAGAACAAAAAGUAGAUUUUUUUUUACCCUAGCUAUUGACUCAAAAUGAGAAACGUGUGUCAACCAGACACACGCAGCUUGAUGACCCUGCUGUGAAACAAACAAUGUUUUUGUGAAACCUGGUUUCAAAUAUGUUUUUCUUUUGGUGAACCAUCUCCAUUUUCCUCAGCAUGUUGUAUUUAUUGUUUAACAGACAGUUUAAAGGUCCUUUUUAUGCCUCCGCACCGGCGACAGCCGUGGCCGGAGGCUAGGGUUGGUCGAUAUGUUAAACUUUUCCAACCGGCAGCUGAGCAGCUCUCGCUCUUCGGAGGCAGACCGUUAAAUUAACAAAAUAUAACGACAAACAUUGCCCAAAAAUUACCCAAAAAAGAGCAAUAUGUUUUCAGGUUGUCCACCAAACAUCCACUUGGACUCAAGGAUGAACUGAUAGAUUUUGGUUGUCAAAGGUCACUGUGACCUCACAAAACAUGUUUUUGGCCAUAACUGAAGAAUUCAUAUGCCAAUUAUGACAAUUCACAGAAAUGUCUAACAGGAUGAAGUGAUGACAUUUUGGACACACAUGGAUGUAAACUGCAACUUGACUUGUUGGUGGAGGCAUAAAACCGCGAUGCGGUAAUUCUAGUUAAUUGUAUUUUUGUUCACGACCUUCUUCAGCACCCGUUUGCCUGUCAUAGCUUUAAGGCUGUCCAGGAAGUAAAUGUGAUGUCUAGAUUUUAACGUAGACACAAAUAACAAUGUUGUAAAGAAGUAAUUCAGCAUUUUGGGAAAUACACUUAUUCGCUUUCUUGCGGAGAGUUAGAUGAGAAGAUUGAUACCAUUUUAAUGUCUGCAUACUAAAUAUGAAGCUACAUCCAGCAGCUGGUUAGCAUAGCUUAGCAUAAAGACUGGAAACAAAGGGAAACUAGAGCUAGUUUAGUUCUGUCUGAAGGUAAUAAAACACACCUACCAGCAUCUCUAAAGUGCUCUAAUUAACACUUAUAUUCAUGUUCAAGAACAAAAAAAUAUAAAUAAUUGUAAAAACAAGUUGCAUUUUUACAGGUGGUUAUAUGGCGGACUGUUUUUGGGCGCUGUAGGAAUACACUGCACUCAGCUGAGAAGUAGUCUGGCAUUUAACCGCCUGUAAAAACGUGGCUUGUCGCUUUUACACUUGUUUUUUCUACAGACUAAACAAACAAGAUAAAAUGGGUUAACAGGUGAGCUUUAGAGAUGCUGGUAGGUGUGUCUUGUUUCCCCGUUUCCAGUCUUUGUGCUAAGCUAAGCUAAAAGUCUUCUGGCUGGUGCUUCAUAUUUACCUACAGACAUAAGAGCGAUAUGGACCUUCUCGUCUAACUCGACAAAAAUGCCUUGACGGAAAAUAAUCCUAUUUCCCAAAUGAAGAACUAUACCUUCAAUAUAAAGAAUGUCACUGACGCUUUAACUUUUAUUUGCAACAAAAGAAAGAUAAAUCACAGAUGUUGCUCUGAAUGUUAUCUUUGUAUUCUGGUUAUAUUUACCAGAUGGCAAAGGACCAGUACAGUCGGUAAACAGGGUUCAUUACUGCUCCCUCCUCUUCCUUCUGUUUUAAAUUCACAGGUAUAUAAUUUAAUGAAACAGCAAUGCAAAUCUAGCAUCUGCAUAACGAGAACAAUAAGCGUGUACAGUGCUAACGUCCCCGUAUCCAUCUUUUUCUUUUCUUUUUUGCCAUGCCAGGUUCACCGUGAUUCACAGUCAGUGACAGGUGACGAAAGAUCAAGAAAGAGUUUGACUACUGACGACAUAUAUUUAACGCCCUAUUAAAGGGUUUUAUUUUUUAUUUUCUGUAUGUACAAUUCUUUUAUUUUAGCAAUAUGCAAUUGAUUUAGUUUGAAGCUGUGUGUUUAUUUUUUAAGAUAUUGUGUAAACGCUGCACUUUACACAUUACCAGUGGAGGUAAACGGAGCCGGACAUUGCCAGUACGUCAUGUAUGCUCUGUCAGGUUGUGACUUAUCUCAAAUAGGCCGACAUUAAGCAUUAAGCCAAAUGAGCUGACAUCGCGUGUCAUCACGACACAAUCUGUCACUCUGAACUGUUCACUUAAAUGUCGUAAUCUCAGAAUGUCGUAUCAAACGUCUAAACGUGGCGACUUUGUUCACGCCUUGACAGACCAAAAUCUGAAGACACGUGAUUGAGCUGCUGGAACGAGAACAGUUCUGUUCGCCCGUAGCAAGAGACGAGGCCGGUGCUUCUCUAAGGUGUUAUUUUUCUCUCUGUGUUUCUUUAUGGCUACUGUGGAACUUGAAACAUUUUGGAAAAAAAUUGUUUUAUUGUUUUAGCCUUUUUUUUGGUUAAUGAUGCUGUAAUUAUAAAACAUCUGACUGGGGUUAACUUUAAUAUAUGUCGUUGGUUUUGA